This is a messenger RNA of Sceloporus undulatus (fence lizard), 4944 nucleotides long. RefSeq names its product EF-hand calcium binding domain 6 (gene EFCAB6). The transcript has 32 exons. The coding region runs from base 171 to 4655 and encodes 1494 amino acids. NCBI's taxonomy places the organism in Eukaryota, Metazoa, Chordata, Lepidosauria, Squamata, Phrynosomatidae. The record is from RefSeq and is a predicted model, not a curated record. Gene Ontology annotation, cellular component: nucleoplasm. Gene Ontology annotation, molecular function: calcium ion binding.
CAGGACGCCGCCGAACUCCUCGGCCAAUCAGAAGCCGCCCUGCGUUGCCGGGGCAACAGCGUCAUGGAGACGCGCUUUCAAGGAAGUGAGAGUGGAAUCCCCGGCGCGGAAUUCUUGGGAAGAGGAGGAGGCCCCAGGGAAGGAAGGAAGCCCAGGUCGAACCAGGAAUCAUGUCCAGAGUGGUGAAUGCAACUGAUUACAGUAAUUUAUACCCUCAAUCCCAUGGAAUUGUGUUUAAUCCAAGACUCCCAUCCUCCUCAUCAAGCAGAUCGUCAACGCGCAGUAAUGGCAGUGGCAGCAUACAAAGCUCUACCAAAUCAGUUUCAUCUGUCGGUUCUGUUCCUGAUCCCACAUUGUCCUUGCUGGAUAUUGAGCAUAUUUUGUUUGAGAAGACAGUUGCAAAAGAAGAUGAACUCAGAAAAGCAUUUCAGACAGUUGACAUUGAUCAGACCCUGAAAGUCACUAAGGGUGAAUUUAGAAGAGUGAUCGAAACUUUCAUUUUACCCCUGACACAAGAACAGUUUGAUGCUUUGCUGACAAAGAUUCCUGGCAGUAGCAAAGUUUCUGUUCCCUAUCUUGAAUUCUUGUUGAAAUUUGCCAAGCCAAUUGAUCCUAUCUAUACAAAGUGGGGUAUUAAUGGAGAGAGCCGGACAAGAACAUUAAGUCAGCUGGAAUGCCUCUUACGAGAGAAGAUUUCCAAAAAGAUGAAACACUUUAUCAAGACCUGUAGACUUUUCGACUACAAUCAAAAUGGACAGAUACAAAAACAUGAACUGAGAAGAAUUCUCGAAGUCAACUGCUUCAGGAUGGUUGAUUGUGAGUAUGAAAAGCUGUGGAAUCGAUAUUGUAUUUGUCGAACAAAUACAUUGAAUUACAAAGAGUUUUUGCAGUAUCUUGGCUUAAAUUUGGAUAAAAAGAAGAAAAAAAUUACAAAAAAUCAAGAUUUAGAGCAGAAACAGGAUGAGCUGUCAGAAAAAAAGAAAAGUGAAUCAAAGUUACUCUCACCUGUGACACCUGCAUAUAAUCUGACAAAAAUCCAUCUAGAUGCCACUGCGAGGCGUUUUAGAGAAAAGCUGCGUUCUUCAGCCUAUGAAAAUAUUGUGAAAGCUUUCAGAGCGUUUGAUGUUGGGCGAAGUGGAUUUGUUACUUUGGAAUAUUUGAAAUCAGUUCUUAACACUUUUGUGUUUCCAGUACGAAGUGAUGUCUUUCAAGAGCUGAUGAAUAGAUUUGGAAUAAAAAUUUCCAAGAAUAUGGCUUGGGAAAGAUUUUUAGAUAAGUUCCAAGACCCCUUGACAUUUGAUGAGAGCCAGACAUCUCCUACAAGAAAACAACUCAGAAGCAGAAAGUUGGAUGAAGAUGUGUCUGGUGACCGAAUUCUCAUAAAACUGCACGAACAUAUCCAAGAUGCCUAUUCCUCCCUCAAGAAAGCCUUCCUUACACUUGACACAAAUCAAGAUGGAAAGAUUACAAGAAAUGAGCUCCGUCGUAUUUUAGAUUGCAUCAUGUUCCGAAUAACUGAUGAAGACUUCCAAGAAUUAAUCAGGAUUAUUGAUCCAGAACAUACUGGACAUCUAAGCUACAAUAAAUUUUUAAACCUGUUUGAAGACAAGGAUUCACUAGCAGAUUCCAAACCGAUUCAUGGUUCAAAGAAGCCUAAAAAGCCAACUUCUGUCCUUGAAGCUUGGAGGAUUGCAGAGGAUGUAUUGACUGAGCAAGUCAAAGGAUACUGGAAUGAGUUUCACAAAGCUUUGCAGGCAUUUGACCCACAAAAUAAUGGCAUUGUUAGCAGGAAUAAUUUCAGAAAAGUUCUUCAGCUGUAUUGUCCUUCAUUAAACGACGAUCAUUUUAUUGCACUGUAUCAGAAAUACCAAGAUGAUACUACAGAAGGGGUCCUAUACAGGAUGCUCUUACAUAGUCUAGGAGUUGCUGAUUUGCCAAAAGAAAUAACUGCUAUAUCCCGCGCCCCUUCAUCCCGAGGAAGUCAACACAGAGAAGAAAAUAAACAGAUGGACCUUCCAGAGAGAAUGAAACAGAUUGAAGACCAUGCCUACAAAUACACCAAGAAUAGAACUGUUGAUGAAGUAAUUGAAAGGCUGAGGGAUGGUAUCCUGCAACAGGAAACCAGCCUUAGAGAUGCUUUUCUUGUCUACAACAAGCAAGCUAGUGGGAAAUUGAGUAAAACUGAUUUCCGAAAGCUAUUGGAAGAUAUUGGGAUGCCAGUGGAUGAUGACCAGUUUAAUCUACUUAAUGAGAAACUAGGAUUUCCAAUUGGAGGACUGAGUUACCUUGAUUUUGUGGCAAUGUUUGAAGAUUCCAGACUUGGUGGGCAAGGUCCAAAUCGCCAAGUCAAUAUCAACAAGUGUCGCUUCUUGUCUGCUGAAGAAUGCCUCAGCCAAUAUAGUAACAAGCUUGCAGAAGAAUAUGGGGAUCCAUACAUUGCCUUCCGUAAAAUAGAUCUGAACAAUGAUGGCAUUGUAACCAUGCUUGAUUUCCGACGCCUCCUGGAUAGCUUUAUGAUCAGCAUGACAGAUGAGGAAUAUGGACGUCUGCUUAGUCUCCUCGGAAUGAAUGUGACCUCUACAUUAAACUAUCCAGAAUUCCUUCAGUUGUUCCAAGCACAUUCAACAAAAGAGAUGCGCCCAUGGCUGACUCCGUUUUACAAACCCAAACAGAUAGUAGCGGAUGCAGACCUAGCUUGUGAACAAGCUCAUUACUAUCUUAGUAUCAAAGCACAAAGCAGAUGGAAUGACCUAGCUAUGCAUUUCCAUGAAUAUGAUGGCGAAGGAAAUGGCAUAAUUCUGAAAAAGGAUUUGAAAGACGUCCUGUACAGAUGUGGCAUCCCCAUGAACCCAAGAGAAUUUGAAAAACUCUGGGCAAGGUAUGAUCUGAAUGCAAAGGGUUACCUUACCCAUCAAGAAUUUCUUCAAAAAAUGGGUGUGGAUACCACCCACCCAGAAAGCAGCUUCAACAAGCAUCUUAUGACAGAGAACUAUGUGCGGUUUAUGGAUCAUUACAAAAAGGAGGAGAGGAAGCAUAUUGACAUCAAUGAGAUUAUAAAUAAGAUCAGAGAGAAGUACCAUGAGUGCUCCCAGGACUUCCACAAGGCAUUUUUGCAACAGGAUAAAAACAGGGAAGGCUGCAUAACAGUAGGCAACCUGCGUAAGAUGCUGGAAGACCUUCACUGUUGUCUUGGCUAUGAACAGUAUAGUGAACUUCUAUACAGCUUAGGAAUUAGCAUAAAGGACAACAAGCUUUCAUAUUUUGAUUUUCUGAGAGCUAUUGAUGAUCGUGCAGCAUUCAAACGGCAGAGAAGGAAUACUGUGCCACCUGUACCGCCCAUCAGCUUUGUGCAACUCAGCAUAGAUGAAGCCAUGAGAAAGAUUAAACAGAUAGUUACAGAUUCAUCUGGUUUGUUAUACAAGGCCUUUUCGGCUUUCGACAAGGAGCGUACAGGGGCAAUUUCGACCCUGGAUUUCCGGCAGGUACUUCACCACUUCUGCUUUCCUCUCUCAGAAAAACAAUUCAACCAUCUCCUCAAGCUGCAGCGACUUCGUGGUGAGCACUCCAUAGACUGGAAAUAUUUCCUUCAAAAAUUCAACUUCUUCUCAGAGAGUGAAAGAGAGCAUAGUAAAUUUGCUUGUCGGGACCUGUCCACUCAAGAGGUCCUUGCCCGUGUGCAAGAAGUUGUGGGUGCUCGGUUUCAAGCCAUCGAAGAAGAGUUUAAAAAGGCAGAUAGUGCAAAGGAAAAGGUUGUCUCAAAAGAGAUUUUCAGAGACAUCUGCAACCGACGAUUUUUACUUUUGACUGAUGAACAGUUUGAGAAUCUCUGGAACACGGUACCUCUUGAUCAGAAUGGAAAAUUGAAAUACCCUUGGUUUUUGAGGAGGUUCAACUCUGAAGGACAAGAAAUGGCAGAGGUACCCAUUGCAAACUGUCCAGAGUGCCCCAACAAACCUGCGACUCCAGCUGAGCCUGGAUCACGGCCCCAAACAGCAGCCUCUCCAUCAUCACCAAAGAAAGCCCCAGAAGCCAACAGGCCACAAACAGCAGCAGUUCAGAACACGCCUAUUCUGAACUGUAAGCCAAUUGAAAGUAAAAUCCGAAAGAUUGUUCAACAUUGUUGGAAAGAAAUACUAAAGGAAUGCAGAGAGAAGGAUGUUGACCGCUUGGGAGAAAUUCCAGUGGAAGACUUUUUAGCUAUAAUAGAGAAAUUUCAUUUGAAUUUAACCAAGGAAGAAGUGAAACAACUUAUAACAAAGUAUGAUUUUAAGAGUGUUGGCAAAUUUGCAUACUGUGACUUCCUUCAAAGUUGUGUCCUGCUGUUUAAACAACAAGAAGUGUCUCCUCAACAAAGAAUUGUAAUCCAAAAACCACGUGUACAGAAUCCCCAUGGGCCACAGUCUCCAACUUUCUUCAAUGCAAUGAUGAGGAUUCAGCCCCAGAUUCUGCACUGCUGGAGGCCAAUGAGACGGACCUUUAAGUUUUAUGAUGAAAGUGGGACGGGUCUCCUCAGUGUUCAGGAUUUCAGACAGGUGCUUCGAAAGUACAGCAUCAACCUGUCUGAAGAGGAGUUCUUUCACAUCUUGGAAUAUUAUGACAAAUCAUUAACUUCCAAAAUCUCUUACAACGAAUUCCUCAGAGCAUUCCUGCAGUAGCAAGAAAGCAUGCCUACUUCUAGUCUUGAAGAAUCAUUAGGAUAUCUGCUGUCGUAAGACGAAACAACACAGUGGGGGAAGAAAGGCGGAUAUCUCAGGAUUUCUUGACACAUCAUGCCAGCAUAUUUUUCAUUAGUGCUACUGGCAGGAGGACUUGACUCAACAACUCCAAAGGGAUUAAAGAACAAUCUUUUUGCUGUAAAAACAAAUCAAGUCAUGCAGCUUUUUUUCUCUAAAGAGUAAAUUCUUUUAUAGGCAUGGAUGGCAAUCACCAAACUAUUUUUUCUCU